AGAUCCCAAGUGCAGCUAAUUACAUUGAGGGAAGAUACUAGUGUCUAUUCGAUUUUUCAAAUCCCAAGGAAAGCUAUUCAUCUUUAGUUGUAAAAAAAUGAAUGAAUGUCAACGUUGUCCAAACAAAGAGUAAAAAACAAGAGGCCCCCGCUUGCUAAUCCUCGUUUGCCUUUGCACUGCCGCUCGUCGUGAUGCUGACCAAGGACGUCCGAUCAUGAUGGGCAAACUACAUAAAUACGAACAGCUCCAAGUGGAAAUAUAAUGCCAACGAGGAACAGGAUGCAGUUAAGGGUUGAAACAUUUCAUUUCAAUUUCUACAUGCUCUCUUCUCUUAAUAUGUUGAUUGCUUCUACUAGUUCAACAUGCUCUCUGUCUCUUCCCUGCUAGCAAGCUAAAAGUGAAAUGUUUCAAGAACCUUCAAGGCAGGUGCUGACAACCGUUUGGGGAACCAGUAGCCGCGAAACGAGCAAGUCUCCUUCCGAGAAGAGGGAGCUUGCACCCUUUGAUGCUGAAGAUGAUGAUAUGCUCAUGCCGUUAGGUGAGCUCCAAGGCAUAGGAAGGAGGCAACCAAGAGAAUUAAGGAAAGAAGAAGAAGACAAAAGGCAAAUUUCUAGAAGCGACCGUAGACUUCUCUUAGACUCAACGCCAUGUUCGUCUUCGUUUCGUGGCAAAAAAUCUUCUUGGCAGUCUUGUAGUUUUCUACUUGUGAAAAACAACCCAAGAGGUAGGACCAUGUGGCCAAGAACAAGGAGAAGGAUGUCAAUUUAAGUAAUCGCGGUUGAUGUAAUGCUCUAAAAAAACAUCAAGGUCAAGGGUACGGGGAAAUUCUACUCCGGUACAAACAGUAUCUCAGAGAUAGAUACGAUUACAAACUGGAAGAGCAGAAUGUGUCGGAUGUGCCGGCUUCUAUUCGAGGAGAUCAUACGAUCAACCACUUUUUUUCCGGGAGUCCCACUUCCCCUAGUUCCGUAGGGACUCCUAGUAGCAGUAACGGUGCGUCUGAAGGGGCAGUGGGAAUUAUGAAGAAAAAUAACGCUGAUGAAACCCAACAUGUUCCGGACCAGGAGCAGAGCCUCGUUACAACAAAUGGCAGAUCAAUAUCAGCAACUACUAGUUGUACUACAUCCGCCAUCGAAAAGGGGGAUAAGAACUUGAUAGCCAUGCUUUUGCAGGAAAAUAGUAUACUGCAGAGGCGUUUGUCAAAGCUAGAGGACGAUGCUGCUGCAGAGGAGCAUGAUAGUAUGGGUCUAGAAUUAUGCCGAAGAUGGAUUUCCAUUUCUUACCCUUGGGUCUAGAAUUACUUAUGCUGAAGAUGGAGUUCUUUUUCUUACCCUUAACUCCUUGUUUAUCUUACUUUAUUUUCUCAUCUUUUGUAUCCAGUUCCCAUUCCCUCAACUCCUUCACCUAAUACUACUACUUACUAAGUAAUGUUGCCUUCAUCUACUUGUAUGUACAAAUAAUCACUUUUUUCACGCGCCUUCGACGCCUCCCACGUGGUGGAUAUAUUUCUGAGCCUCUAAUCUCGAAUUUUUCGCAACGAAUUUCGUGGCUAGUCGGCCUUCUCAUGCUGCAGUCAGCGAGUAGUGCUAUCCUCGCAUCUUUCCACGUUCUAUUGCAGUUUCAUCCCGUUGUCAUCUACUUCCUGACGAUGCUGGUGGGUGCUGGAGGCAACUGUGGAGCGCAAAGCGCGAUGCUUGUCAUUCGGGAGCUAGUCCGACAAAAAACUGUAUGGGGUAUAGGUCUUAGUACAAUAUCAAGAACAUGGGAGACAAUUACGUUGUUGUAACGAAAGCAAAAGCAUGACAGAAGAAGUAGCAGCUGUAGUUACGAGAAGAAAUGUUCCUCAUAGCCGGAGCAGCUGCUUCGUUGUUGAAAGGCGAAGGCCAUACCGAUAUUGUGCUGACCACAAUUUGAAUCUUUUCCUCCACCAGUCAGAGUCACUUAAGUACUUUGCCUAGAGUCUAAAUGACAUUAUGCAUUACUCUACAACUACAAGUGACUUUGCGUAAAAAUUUCAUCUGCAUCUGCGACCGGCGAUAGGAGCCUGACCCUCAAUAAGAGCGGAAAGGUAGUGCCACGGGUAGACCUGCAUCGGAUUUCUCUGCUAGUAAGGCAGCAGGCCUCCAUUGGCCUCAAAAUGGGUCUCAUUUGUGCGGUCGCUGCCUUCGUACGGUGCUGUCUUUUCCACGGAACUUUGGUCGAUGAGGCGUUUGCAAUCGCAGUUAGCAUGUUCUGCAUCGUUUUGACAUCGGCUUUAUGGCAGAGUGUAUAACAUUCAAGUCACUAGAAUAGAGUAGUUUAUAGAACGGAUGUAGGAUGGACUUGGAUGGAUCGGAUGGACCCCCCUGAUUCUUCCGAUCCUACUUGAAAUGGUGGAAAGUCCAUCCGAUCCAUCCGAUCCAUCCCAUCCCGGAUCUGGCACACCUAUAAACUGCUCUACUAGAAGUACUACGAAGAUGAAACGAGCAGGAGGUGUAGUGCUGAAGGAAGAUGAUCAUUCAGAAAGUAAGUAGAUUGAAAUUUUUCAAUCAUUCAUUAGGAGGCGCAGAACGAGGCACCACUAGUUGUAGAAGCAGUACUACUGUUCUAGUUCUUAUUUAAAAACGGCACAGAAAUAGAAAUAUGAAUAUCACUAUCAGCAACAUAGAGUUGUUUCUUGUAUUAGAGGCUGGUGCUGUGUUUGAAUUAUUUUUCUUGGAGGACAUUUUCUACUUGUUCUGUUCGUAGUACGACCAAACGAGCAAGGUCACACUGUGGACGGCGAGUCACUUCCUAUCCUAUCCUAAGCAAGAAGAAGACCCUGCUUCAUGUCCUUGUGUUGGCGCAGCGCUGCCCUUGGGUAUGGCCUAUUACGGGAUCGAUCCAGCCCACGCAGGUGCAGCGAUCCAGGUCAUAAUGGAUAUCACAGGUGUGGCCCUGACGUGCCUGGUGAGCACCAUCAUCCUUUUCGCUCUUGAACGAGAAGACUUCGGAAAAAGCGUCAUCUUAUGACAUCGAACGACUUUCUCUCUUUCUUCUACGUGCUUCUUGUCCACUAUUUGUAUUCUUCAUCUAGUACUAGAACAGGAAGGAUAAUUUACUCGUCUCAUCGCCAAGACCUUCUCUACCACCAACCUCUACUACCUCCUCAACAUGAGUUCUUUAAGUUUCUGAUCAGGAACACCUUCUCUAUGAGUUUAAGUAACUACUUUGCUCGUCUAAUCUAGUCUCCGAUCGUAAAGAAACAUUCACAAGUGACGCUACCUCAUCCGGCUGAGAGCACGGCAACAGCAACACAUGUUGGAGCGGCGCCGGACCAGCCAGGUCGGGCUCUUCUCGCUGCAACAACCGACGAGCUGUAUGAUAGUAAGAAUACACUCGCGACAAGCGCUGGCUCGUCUACUUUAGGCCGACUUCAGCAACCUGGCGGAUCCUCGAGACGAGCUGCAUUUUUACCCGCUGCUAUAUUUGAUCAAACCACCAGGGGGCAUAGAUGAGGGUGCGCCUGUAAUGAUUUUUAGCCGUGGCAUCAAAUAAGUGAGCCUGUAUUUUUAAUUAGCUGUCUGUGGCAAUUCCAUCAAGAUCAAACAGGUUCUACUUCUACUUCUUGGCAAGCCAUCUAGAAGAAGUGUUGGCACUACUGGUACUAGGCGUGCCUCCUGAAGUGGAGAAGUAGGAGGACUUGGAUUUACAACAAGAUCAAGAAUUAUAUCAAAGAAAAGAAUAUAAGAUCGAUGAAAAUAAUGAUCACAGCUUUGAAGAUGUUGAUAUAAACAUAGAGGUCUACAAGCAACUGCAGCAGCUGGUCGUACUCUGUCUGUUGAUGCUGCUCUUCUAUCUUUGCGACUCUUCAUGAAAAAACGCGCUCAUCAAAAUGCAGAAUGAAUUCAAAUUUUGACGAAAGCUCACCAAAUAAAUGAGACAUAU
Amoebophrya sp. A25 is the source of this 3906-nucleotide messenger RNA. The record is from the annotation of a GenBank genome assembly. NCBI's taxonomy places the organism in Eukaryota, Dinophyceae, Syndiniales, Amoebophryaceae.